GCGCUAGCUGCACCGUGAGGCUGUGGUCGGCUUUUUGGACUAGUUUGGUAGCAUUUUUCACUCUCACUGCAAUGGCGGAACAGCAGCAGUUCUAUCUCUUGCUGGGUAACCUGAUGAGCCCUGACAAUAACAUCAGGAAGCAGGCAGAGGAGACCUAUGACACGAUUCCUGGCCAAAACAAGAUCACAUUCUUACUGCAGGCUGUUAGAGAUGAAUCUGCUGCAGAGGAGGUCAAACAGAUGGCAGCUGUGCUGCUCCGGCGGCUGCUGUCGUCAUCCUUUGAGGAUAUCUACCCAGGACUGACCCUGGAGAUGCAGACAGCCAUUAAGUCAGAGCUUCUGACCAGCAUCCAACAACAGUCAUCAUCAAAUAUCCGCAAGAAGGUCUGCGACAUAGCUGCUGAGUUAUCCCGCAACCUUAUUGAUGAUGAUGGGAACAACCAGUGGCCCGAGGUGCUUAAGUUUCUCUUCGAAUCCGUCAACUCUGACAACGUUGGUCUGCAAGAAGCUGCUCUGCACAUAUUCUGGAAUUUUCCAGGAAUUUUUGGCAACCAGCAGCAGCAUUAUAUGGAUGUUAUCAAACGCAUGUUAGUUCAACGUAUGCAAGACCAGACCAACGCGCAGAUUCGUACCCUGGCAGCGCGUGCUGCUGCCUCCUUUGUUUUGUCAAAUGAAAGCAACACAGCACUGCUGAAACACUUUGCUGAUCUUUUGCCAGGCAUUCUGCAGGUGGUGAAUGAAUCUUGCUACCAAGGAGAUGAUGCUGUACUCAAGUCACUAGUGGAAAUUGCAGACACAGCUCCAAAAUACCUGAGACCCAACUUGGAGGCCACUCUGCAGUUGUGUUUGAAGCUCUGUGCUGACACCAACUUGACCAAUAUGCAAAGGCAGUUGGCACUGGAAGUGAUUGUCACAUUGUCUGAGACUGCAGCAGCUAUGCUGAGGAAACACACUGCCAUUGUUGCUCAGAGUGUGCCGCAGAUGUUGGCUAUGAUGGUGGACCUUGAGGAUGAUGAUGAGUGGGCCAUGGCUGAUGAGCUGGAGGAUGAUGACUUUGACAGUAAUGCUGUAGCUGGAGAGAGCGCACUCGACAGAAUUGCCUGCGGUCUGGGAGGAAAGAUAAUCUUGCCUAUGAUCAAACAGCACAUCAUGCAGAUGUUACAGAAUUCUGACUGGAAAUACAGACACGCUGGGCUGAUGGCACUCUCAGCCAUUGGUGAAGGCUGCCACCAACAGAUGGAGGCCAUCCUCAGUGAGAUUGUCAGUUUUGUCCUCCUCUUCUGUUCUGACCCUCACCCAAGAGUGCGCUAUGCAGCCUGUAAUGCUAUUGGGCAGAUGGCCAGUGACUUUGCUCCAACAUUUCAAAAGAAAUUCCACGAUAAGGUGAUUUCAGCCCUGCUUCAAACAAUGGAGGAUCAGGGUAACCCUCGUGUACAGGCUCAUGCUGCUGCUGCUCUCAUUAAUUUUACAGAGGACUGUCCCAAAGCAUUGCUGAUCCCUUAUCUCAAUAGUCUGGUGCAGCAUCUGCAUGUCAUCAUGGUAGCAAAGUUGCAAGAGCUGAUCCAGAAGGGCACCAAACUGGUCCUGGAGCAGGUUGUUACUUCAAUCGCCUCUGUGGCGGACACAGCUGAAGAGAAGUUUGUGCCAUACUACGACUUAUUCAUGCCCUCACUCAGACACAUUGUAGAAAACGCUGUGCAGAAGGAGCUCCGGCUACUGCGUGGCAAAACUAUUGAGUGCAUCAGCCUCAUUGGCCUAGCUGUUGGCAAGGAGAAGUUUAUGCCAGAUGCCUCUGCAGUCAUGCAACUGCUGCUCAAGACCCAAACAGGCUUUAAUGAGCUGGAGGAUGAUGAUCCUCAGAUAUCAUACAUGAUAUCAGCCUGGGCCAGGAUGUGUAAGAUCCUGGGGAAGGAGUUUCAGCAAUACCUACCUGUGGUAAUGGGUCCAUUGAUGAAGACUGCUUCCAUCAAACCGGAGGUAGCACUGCUUGACACUCAGGAUAUGGAGAACAUGUCAGAGGAUGAUGGCUGGGAGUUUGUUAAUUUGGGUGACCAGCAGAGUUUUGGCAUCAAAACUGCAGGUCUGGAGGAGAAAGCCACCGCCUGCCAGAUGCUGGUGUGCUACGCCAAAGAGCUGAAGGAGGGUUUUGUGGAAUACACAGAGCAGGUGGUCAAGCUGAUGGUUCCACUACUCAAAUUCUACUUUCAUGAUGGUGUGCGGGUUGCAGCAGCUGAGUCCAUGCCAUUGCUGUUGGAGUGUGCACGGGUUAGAGGACCAGAGUAUCUUACUCAGAUGUGGCACUUCAUGUGUGAUGCCCUCAUUAAGGCAAUUGGCACAGAACCCGACUCUGACGUCCUAUCAGAAAUCAUGCAUUCUUUUGCCAAGUGUAUUGAGCUGAUGGGUGAUGGCUGUCUGAACAAUGAGCAUUUUGAGGAGCUAGGCUGCAUUUUGAAAGGAAAACUGGAGGAACACUUUAAGAACCAGGAACUCAGACAAGCUAAACGGCAGGAUGAAGACUAUGAUGAGCAGGUGGAGGAAACAUUACAAGAUGAGGAUGAGAAUGAUGUGUACAUUUUGACCAAAGUGUCAGACAUCCUUCACUCAGUUUUCAGCAGUUAUAAGGAAAAAGUGUUACCUUGGUUUGAACAGCUACUGCAGCUCAUCGUCCAGCUCAUCUGUCCCAGCAGGCCAUGGGCUGACAGACAGUGGGGUCUGUGCAUCUUUGAUGAUAUUGUGGAGCACUGUAGCCCCUCCUCCUUCAAAUACGCAGAGUAUUUCCUGCGGCCGAUGUUGCAGUCUCUGUGUGACUCGAGCCCUGAGGUUCGACAGGCAGCUGCUUACGGUAUUGGUGUCAUGGCUCAGUAUGGAGGAGAAAACUAUCGACCGUUCUGCACAGAAGCCAUCCCGCUGUUAGUUGGGGUCAUCCAGGCAGCAGAAUCUCGCUCUAAGGAGAAUGUCAAUGCCACUGAGAACUGCAUCUCUGCUGUUGGGAAGGUCAUGAGAUUUCGCUCUGAAUGUGUCAAUGUUAACGAAGUCCUUCCCCAUUGGCUCAGCUGGCUACCACUCAACGAGGACAAGGAAGAGGCUGCCCACACGUUUGACUUCCUGUGUGACCUCAUUGAAAGCAACAACCCCAUUGUUCUUGGACCAGACAACUCCAACCUUCCUAAAAUCUUCAUCAUCAUCGCAGAUGGGGUUUCUAACGAGUCUGUGAAGAGUGAGGAUGCUUGCAGCAAACGGCUGGCAAAUGUCGUUCGCCAAGUACAAGUGUCAGCAGCAUUAUGGACACAGUGUGUAUCGACGCUGAAUGAGACGCAGCAGAAAGCCAUACAGGACCUCCUGAACACUGCCUGAUUGACUCCUGGAUCUCUCCCACACUCCUCCUCUCCCUCCUGAUCUGACCUGCAGUGUGUAUGGACGCCAGCUUCACCCCAUCAGCACCUCCCUGCCAUUAGAGAACCUCCACCCACAUUCAGCUGUGCGGAGGGAGCGGUUUUGCCAUUUCUACAGUGGAGAUUUCUGGUCAUCAACCUGAAAAACUUUGACACUGAAUCCCGGGAACUUCCUGGUUCUCACCUGUGCAAAGGGAACCAUAGUAUGAGUCACUGACCUGUCUUAUCUCAAUAUCAUGUCUUCUUUCUGGACCUGCCCCAGCAGUGGUCCAGUACAAACUCUGUGGGGACAUGGGGACAGGACAUGAAAGUGGACUGAGUAAUGAUGUGGGAAUGCGCACGGGAUGAUCAUGAUUUGUCUCCUGUGGACUGUGUGCGUGCACACACGCGUGUGCUGGCAGUGUCGUGGGUGUAAGCGGCCUCUGUACGCACGGAUCAGAGGAUGUCUAAAAGUAACGGCAUGCUCACUGGCUAACUGUAGAAUAUGAAAUAGAAUGUUUACAUAACCUGAGAACAGAUUUCUAACCUUCCAAGUGGUUCUUAAUAGAAAAAAUGUUUGAAUGGUUCUCAGCCUGUCGUAGCAGCACCUAAAAGCUACACGGCAGAAUUGUAAUGUUUAGUGGGUGACGACCACAAAGUGUGGUGUAUUGCAUCAAAGAGUAUUUGUAACGUGUGCGACCACUUUAACAGUUUGGUUUGGACCCCUUGCAGUUCAGCAGGUAUGUGACGGGAUUCAGAAACUACAAACAAUAAAAUUCCCUUUGAGAAUUCAGAA
This is a messenger RNA of Thalassophryne amazonica, 4166 nucleotides long. It is a transcript of the gene ipo5, whose product is annotated as karyopherin (importin) beta 3. The record is from RefSeq and is a predicted model, not a curated record. Gene Ontology annotation, biological process: protein import into nucleus. Bases 72 to 3353 code for a protein of 1093 amino acids. Gene Ontology annotation, molecular function: nuclear import signal receptor activity; protein binding. Gene Ontology annotation, cellular component: nucleus; cytoplasm. NCBI's taxonomy places the organism in Eukaryota, Metazoa, Chordata, Actinopteri, Batrachoidiformes, Batrachoididae. The transcript is spliced from 26 exons.